This is a messenger RNA of Didymella exigua CBS 183.55, 1981 nucleotides long. Its product is annotated as MFS transporter. Bases 93 to 1583 code for a protein of 496 amino acids. Gene Ontology annotation, cellular component: membrane. Gene Ontology annotation, molecular function: transmembrane transporter activity. Gene Ontology annotation, biological process: transmembrane transport. NCBI's taxonomy places the organism in Eukaryota, Fungi, Ascomycota, Dothideomycetes, Pleosporales, Didymellaceae. The transcript is spliced from 4 exons. The record is from RefSeq and is a predicted model, not a curated record.
CAUUUCCAAAAUGCUGAGGUGGUCCCGCACCUAUAUCUUGUCGCCGUCGUGCUACCUCUUAUCCAACACCUUUUGAUCGACACGUUUGCAGCAUGUUGACUGACGAGAAGCGCGUUGACGAUCACAAGGCCUACGCGCCUGGCGCGUCCACUCCAUCUGACUCGGGCUUCGAAAAUUUCCCAGGAACGAUCAACGAGAAGAGGCUGUUGCGCAUGCUUGACUUAAGACUGCUCCCUGCAGUAUCAAUUCUGUACCUGCUCAGUUUUCUUGACCGAAGUAACGUCGCCAAUGCGCGAAUUGAAGGGCUCACGACCGAUCUGCACAUGACCGGCAACGAGUACCUCACUGGUCUGACGCUGUACUUUAUCGGCUACGUCUUGUUCGAACUGCCCUGCAACAUCAUCUUGAAGCGCACGACUCCCAAGUUCUGGCUACCAACUUUGACGGUGGCAUGGGGAAUUGUCGCAACCCUGAUGGGUGUGACGCAGAAUAAGGCUGGGUUCUUCGUUGUGCGGUUCUUUCUCGGAGUAACGGAAUCUGGAUUGUUCCCGGGCGUCGUAUACUACCUGAGUAUGUGGUACAAACGAGAAGAGCGUCAAUACCGCAUUUCGCUCUUUUUUAGUUGCGCUUCUUUGGCAGGUGCUUUUGGUGGCAUCCUAGCAUGGGGUAUCAGCCACAUGCGGGGCGUGGGAAACUACGCUGGUUGGAGGUGGAUUUUCAUCCUGGAAGGUCUGCUUACCAUCAUAAUUGCGGUGGCUGCCUACUGGUUCAUUUCCAACUACCCGGAUACCGUUUCAUGGCUUUCUAAGGAGGAACGCAAAUUCGUCCAGGCGAGGCUCAAAGCUGACAGCGAUUCGACAAACGACGAAAAAUUCCGCUGGGGCGAUGUGGUGGAUGCGCUCAAGGAUCCAAAGGUUUGGCUGUACGGUGCUGCUUUCCACAGCAUGAGCCUGCCUUUAUACACGCUCUCUCUGUUCUUGCCUACCAUCAUACGUGAUAUGGGCUACACAUCUGCUCAAUCACAACUGCUUACCAUCCCACCUUACGCAGUCGCUACGAUCUUCACCAUCUUUUGGGCUAUUUGGUCAGAGAAAACCAAAAAGCGUGGUCCCUUUAUUACUGCCACAUCAGCGUUUGCAGUUAUUGGUUAUAUCAUCUUACUUGCCAAUAAGAACCCGAAGACCAGGCCGGGUGUCUCGUACGCAGGCAUGUUUCUCGCAGCAAUCGGCAUCUACCCAUCAGUCGCGCUGGUGCUUAGUUGGCCGGCUAUCAAUGUCUCUGGACAGACGAAACGUGCUACAGCCAACGCCAUGCAAAUCUCAAUUGGGAAUCUUGGUGCUGUUUUGGGUACGCAGCUGUACAGGCCCAACACGGCGCCACGUUAUGUUCUGGGUCACAGCUUUGCGCUCGGUUACCUAGUGAUGAACAUCGUUGUGGUCAACCUACUGUGGUGGAGACUGAAGCAAGAGAAUAAGCAGAAGCAGCAGUUCCUGGCUGAACAUCCUGAGAUGAACGGGUUUCACGACAGUGUGGAGGACCUGAAGCUCGGAGACCGUCAUCCACGAUGGAUCUUCCAGGCUUGAGCGACCUUGCAGCUUGACUGCUCAGAAUGAAGCGAAGGUGCAGUGAACUGCAUGGCAAUGGUGCGUCGAUGGGCGUUGUACCGACUGUAGGUUGUGUUUCAAUGACAUCCUCGAAUCAACGGGCUGUUCGGCUGGAGAUGAGCGCCAUCGUUGGGGUCAGUGAUCGUUCCCUUUCAAUCGAACACUAGUGCAGACAAUGUUCGUCAUUAAUGCUUUUCCACACCUUAGAAUUGCGAUGGUGGCUUUUCGACGGCUUCUCGACGGCUUCUCGAUGACUUCUUCGAUCGAGUGUAAGUAUGAGGAUGACCAUUAGAAAGGUGCUCAAUUGUCGAUCUCACGGUCGAAGCCAAGAGGCCAAUGCGCCCAGCCAAUAGAUGUGAAUCAGACUGUGUUGUAAC